Messenger RNA from Topomyia yanbarensis, 3648 nucleotides. Its product is annotated as mucin-2-like. The transcript is spliced from 3 exons. The record is from RefSeq and is a predicted model, not a curated record. Bases 319 to 1893 code for a protein of 524 amino acids. NCBI's taxonomy places the organism in Eukaryota, Metazoa, Arthropoda, Insecta, Diptera, Culicidae.
UCUUUUAGUUUUCAUUCGAAUUUUCACCACCGUCAUCACUGCCAUUGUUGAAUGAUAUUUGGGGGGGUUUAACUAUUUUUUGUUUUUACAUUUGCUUAAGGAAAGUGUCGCAAUAUUGUAAUUAUUUCAAUUCGCGGUUCACUCGUGGAGAACAACAGAAGCUGACCUUUACGAAAACGUGUGAAAAUUUGGACUAUUUGUUGAGCACGCACCAGCUCGAACGUGGACUGUAAGGUGUGGUGUGAACCACCGUGUAUGUGUGUGAAUAAGAAGCUAAUUACACAAGGAUAUUAAGCAGUUGGCGGAAUAGCUGAGAAGAUGAAUAUCCGCCUGCUGGCAAUCGUAUCAUUCCUGGCUGUCUGCCGAGCCGAUAUUCCAUUGCUGGAACUCGGACUAGACCCUGUUGCGCAGCAGUUCAAAAACGUCAUCGAACAGAGCGAACCAGACUCGGUGUUUGGAGGCUACUCAAAUGAUAAACCCAUAGUGCCAUUCCCCGAACCAUCCAACCAAUGCGAAGGCGGACCCGAUGUUUGCGGUUAUACGUAUGACAAACCAUCGUGCCCAUGGGAAGCACGUACGGAGUACAUCACUUCCACCCAAACUAAACUGAUUACAGAAACGGAAGUGCAAAAGCUUACGGAAACGGAGACGAAGACGGAAACAAUAACGACGAGCUUGACACCGUUUUGUGGUGCUACGAAUUCUUAUCUGCCUCCAGCCGAUACAACGACUGUUGUCGUACCUCCAUUAACAUCAACAAUUACUUCCCGAGGACCACCAGUAGUAUCAACUCGUACGAUAACUCCGACCACUACAAUUGUAAUCAGUCAAACACCUUUCGUAACUAAUACUCGUACUGUUACUCCGACGAUCACGAACAUCGUCACAGCCAGUAGUACUUCGUUAACUAGAACAAUCACUCCAACGUCCACCUUCUUGAGCUAUCUUCCAUCAGUCUCCAUCACUAGAACUAUUACUCCGACAUACACUGAUUUAGUAUACCUCGAUUCCGUCACAGUUACGCGAACUGUAACACCGACUUCCACGAAUCUAUUCUAUAAUCCAUCAGUAACUGUUAACCGAACCGUCACUCCCACUUCAACCAACAUAUUCUACGCAGCUUCGGAAACUGUUAACAGAACGGUAACACCAACCAGUACCAACCUCUUCUACGAGGCAGCUGCCACUAUAAACAGAACCGUUACUCCGACAUCAACCAAUUUAUUCUACGUAGCUUCGGUAACAGUGAACCGAACUGUAACACCUACUUCAACGAGACUUUCCUACGUGGAUUCGGUAACAAUAGAUAGAACAAUCACCCCUACAUUCACCCAUCUAUACACACUGACAUCAACUAACACCCAAACCCGAACGAUCACUCCAACCUAUCUGGUUCAAAACACUGCCGAAACAACAACCGUUACCAGAACAAUCACACCUACGUUUGUUGUUCAGACGUCCGUCCCAACAACCACGGUCACCCGUACGCUGACUCCAAGCAGCGUAAUCACUACCACCGCAGCCUCCACCAACACUAUCACCCGUACGAUAACUCCACAGGCAACAAGCACCACUACCGUAUCUGCACCGGUACAAACCAUCACUGUUCGCGAUAAGACCACCGUCACCGUUACCCCAACGCUUACUUCAACUCCUACGAUCUAUUCGACCAUCACCUUGCAACCGACGACACAAACCGUCUGCAAACCUGCCAACACCUAUCUGCCCGACAAAGGCGUAUCCACCAGCGUUCGGACGGAAACCGUCACUCAGAGAUUGACCGAAACAAUCACCGUCUGUACACCGACCAACGCUUAUCUUCCAGCCACUGCCACUUACAAACGAUCGCCGGUCCCUACUGAAAUCCUUCCUCCGGAGGAGAAUCUGGUCUAAGUGAUGGUCAUGGACAACAAAGUGAUAUGAAGCUUGCCCUUCAAUUCAACAGAUGGAAGCUGCAAAAUGAAAAAAACGAAUGUGCCGAGCUUGUAGUGCAGUUUUUGCGCAGAACUACUAAAUAAUACUCUUUAGCGUACAAAUUUAACAUGAAUCAAAUAGUCCCUGUAUAAAACAUUUUACCCAUUCUCACAGGGAGGACAAUUUAAAUGCGGUACAUUCGAAGAAAAAGUAUAUGGAACUUCCCUAGCGUGGUGUAAUCUUUUCGAAAUUACAUUCCGAUGGUAUUCUCAAGAGUCGAAGAGAGUAGAAGUGUUUGCAGAGAGGUGCCAGAAAUUUGACAGAUCCAUCAUACGGAAGCUGUCUAAUUACUGCCAUUCGUCUUCAAACUUUUUGCUUCGGUGUAGCUUUUUAGAGUAACUUUCGCCAGCGUUUUCACUUUGAACAGAUAUUUUUCCAGUAUUCACUGCUCUCAAAAUUGUUUUUUCCACAAUAAAUAAAAGAUUUGCUACUAUUUCGGUAUUGCUUCCAUGUAAAUCUCUUACAUAUUCUAAUUAUAGUUUUCUUCAAUAGAUAUGUAUGCAAAAUAUGAGUGACAGAAACUUCCAGUUUAAUUUGUUUUAAACAAUUCUUAAUUAUGAAUUCCCUAAUUUUAAGUUCACCCAAGAACACGACAGAGCCAGUGGAUGAUCCAGGGGGAGGGUCCUGGGGGUCCGGACCCCCUCCGAAAUUUUUUUACUUGUUGAAAAAUUUUACAUUAGUUUCAAUUUUAUAUUAGUUUCACACUCAAAAUCAUUCCAAACCAAAGUGAACCAACAAAGUUGAUGUUUAUUAAAUAAGAUUAUUUCGUAUUACGAAUUGUACAAUACUCAUUUUUAAAUUAAAAUUUCGAACCCCUCCCGAAUUUUUUUCUGGAUCCGCCCCUGGACAGAGCACUGGCUCUUCAACUCUAGGAGCUUAUUCCUAUGGAUUGAUAGGCAACCGAACACUGCUGUUUACAUUCAGUUAUUUUUCAACCGUUUAUUAGCGUGUAGUAUGCAUUCUUUUCAGGCAUAUGGAUUAAGAAUAAACCACAACUCAUUUCAAAGCAGAAACAUAUGGGGAAGAAUAUCUGUAGCUUAGUGGACAAGGUCUUAACUGUAUGAUUAAUAAACGUAUUUUUAUUAAUUUGCCUUGUUUCGCUGGGUAAGUUCAACAAGUAAAGAUGUAAGAUAUUUGAGUGUUAUCGUUGUAAUCAUUUCUGGAGAGAAUUGUUAAUCAUCUUGGAUCGUAUAGUUUUUGUAACAUAAAAUACUCAACAGUCGGCUGUUUAUACAAAGUAUAACGCUGUGUUAGCAGAUAGUAGUUUAGAAAAAAGUGAAUGUAGUACAUAGAUACACAAAAGAUUCUGCGGAAACAAGUUUAACAUAAGCAUAUUUGGAAAAUUCAGAAGCGACAUGUUUUGUUCAAUGUGGGCAAUUCAUCUAAAUCAUCUGCCAUGUCUUUUAAAAUCACUUUUAAAUUGUUUAAAAAUAGGGUAAAAGACUCUGCAGCAGCACAUUAAAACCUUUCUUAGACAUAGUGUGUCGUGACAGAUCCUUUCGCCAAAGUUAUCCAGGUGACGGGUUCGCUACAAAACGUACAAUAGGUUCAGCAGAAGAAUAGCAGACAUACGAAAUAUUUUCAAGUAACCGACGUGUUCAAACAAUGACAUUCAAUAAAGAACUCAAGGUGGUAUUUAUAAUAAUGCAAUAAUUACUUUUGCAUAUUCAAUUA